UCCGGUUUCGGUGAUUGACAAGUCAACAAAACAUAUGAUGGCCCUUGCGCUGAUGUAAUCAAUUGCAAUUAGUCCGUGACAGAUACGUUCAUGGUAUAUGUUAAUUGUUAAACCAGUCGGUUAGGUUAAAAUGGCAGCCAACCAGCAAGAGGUUCAUGUAGAGGAUUUACAAAUUGGUGAUGGGGAUGGCGAUGAUUUGGUUACCCCAUGGGACGUGCAAGGUUCCUCCGCAAAGGGGGUUGAUUAUGAUAAACUUAUAAAAAGAUUUGGAAGUCAAAAGGUGGAUGAUGUCAUUGUUAAACGGAUUGAGCAGGUCACAGGCAAACCAGCACAUCAUUUUUUACGACGUGGAAUCUUUUUUUCACAUAGGGAUAUGCACUUGAUUUUGAACAUGUAUGAGAAGAAACAACCCUUCUACCUGUAUACUGGCCGGGGACCAUCGUCUGACUCCAUGCAUAUGGGACAUCUUAUACCUUUCCUCUUCACAAAAUGGCUACAAGAAACAUUUGAUGUUCCGCUGGUCAUCCAGCUAACAGAUGAUGAAAAGUUCCUGUGGAAAGAUCUGACACUGGAGGAGGCAAACAGGCUGGCAUAUGAAAAUGCAAAAGAUAUCAUUGCAGUUGGAUUUGAUGUCAACAAGACGUUCAUCUUCAGUGAUAUGGAUUAUAUUGGAUCUUGUCCUGAAUUUUACAAGAAUAUGUGUCGUGUGGAAAAGUUAGUGACGUUCAAUCAAGUGAAGGGGAUUUUUGGAUUUGGGGACAGUGACUGCAUUGGGAAAAUAAGCUUCCCUGCAAUCCAGGCAGCCCCAAGUUUCAGUUCGUCGUUUCCACACAUUUUCAACAGAAAGACAAACAUACCGUGCUUAAUUCCUUGUGCCAUUGAUCAGGAUCCAUAUUUUCGAAUGACGCGAGACGUUGCCCCUCGUAUGGGUUGUCACAAGCCAGCACUGCUUCAUUCUACAUUCUUCCCAGCUCUACAGGGAGCACAGAGCAAGAUGAGUGCCAGCGACCCGAACUCAUCGAUAUUCCUCACCGACACAAAUAAACAGAUAAAAGACAAAAUUAAUAAAUAUGCAUUUUCUGGAGGCGGUACAACAGUGGAUGAACAUCGAGAAAAGGGAGGCAACUGUGAUAUAGACGUAUCUUAUCAGUACCUGACAUUUUUCUUAGAGGAUGAUGAAAAGCUAGAAAAAAUUAGAAUGGACUACUCGAGUGGAGAGCUGCUAACAGGCUUUCUCAAGAAGGAGCUGAUUGGUAUACUGCAGGACCUGGUGUCAAAACACCGAGACCGACGGGCUCAAGUGACGGAUGAUGUUGUUAAACAGUUUAUGACACCAAGAAAACUCAAAUACGACUACUGAUAGCAAACAGUCGGUGUAUGAUCAGAAAAACACCACACAUUAAUUUAUUUAUUUAAAAGAAAUCUCUGCUUUGGGCCACUUAAAGGCACUUAGUCUUGUUACAAACACAUUUAGAUGAAGUUUCUAUCAAAAACAUCUGGCGACAAUCAAAUGAAUACAACAAGACAUUGUUUUGAGCUUCUAUUGAUGUUAGGAUUACCAAGAACAUAAUGUGUAUAAAAAAAAAGAAACCCAAGUUUUAACCAGAAGUACUGCCCAAUGUUUUUAAGGGGACCAUGUGCCUUUAAUGGAAAAAAAUAUAUAUUGGGUCAACCUUUUCAACACCAUGAAGCAUUUUGGAAAACAAUGUUUUCAAAAGAAUGGAUAGUAGAGUGAUGACAAAUGGGGGAGAAGGGUUAGUUUUAUUGCAAGUUAUUGCAAAUCAAUUUGCAAACAUUGAAGUGUAUUUUUGCAAAUGACAGAUACCGGUAAUAUAGAUAAUUAUUUUAUAUUAUAUUUUGUUUUUUUAGCCCUCUCAAGUGAUUACACAUAACAGGCUACUGGGCUCUUUGAUGUAGAAUAAAAUAAUGCCUCUGUGAUAUGUUCAUUCGUAAUUUUAAAUCGGUAUUUUCUGCUAGUGAUGCCAACCUGUGCUUAAUUGAUGAUCCCAAAUGGUAAUUACUAGAAAUGUGCUGAAUUACCAGUACACCGACAUAAUUCAGUAGGAAAGUAAUACUUAUAGAACAAACGUAUCUCGAUUGCAUGGAUCUCUAUCUAGUGUCUCAUCUAUUGGAGGACAGUCACUCCCGAGAUUCUUUACUGGACAAGGCAUUCUUCUUGCAACACUCCAAGGACUGCCAUUCCCAGACUAACAAACUAUUUGAUAUGCUCAAGCAAGCUCCUGCAAAUUAUUUGCAGUAUGACAAGAAAUUAAUGGCUUCAUUCUCAAUAUGUUAUAUUUGUCAUAUGUAUAGAACAUGCAUUUGGUCUGAAUAUUUAGUCAAAAGCAAAUGGGUAGAUUCAGAGAGGUCAUAUAAUAGGUUGCUACUAGCAGGAUAAUACUUUGCUUUAUCUGGUCAUCAUAUUUUCACAGUACAAAGUACAUGCAGUUCCAAGAUAAAUUGUGAUAAACUACACCUGCACCAAUACAAUGAUAAUAAAAGAAACAUCUUUUCUUUCUUUUGGGGGGGGGGGGGGGGGGGGGGGGGGGGGGAGUGACACAUGCAACAUUUCACCAACAAAUAGGUGGCCACCAGUAGUAAUUUGUGAUCUAUUCAUAAAAUUAAUAUCCUAUCAAUGUAAUUUUAUUCCAAGACAUAAUGUGAUCAGAUCUGUUAUUUUUCAUGUACUGGUUUUUGUUUUAUGGAGAUAAAAAUUGGGCAAGUGAAUUUUUAAGCAUGGCCAGUGAAUUUUCAAAUCCACUGACCCAAUGGCAAAUGAAUUAAAAGCAUAUUCUAGAA
Molecule: messenger RNA, 2799 nt
Organism: Gigantopelta aegis
Lineage: Eukaryota; Metazoa; Mollusca; Gastropoda; Neomphalida; Peltospiridae
Product: tryptophan--tRNA ligase, cytoplasmic-like
Exons: 8
Coding region: 131-1360 (409 amino acids)
Biological process (GO): tryptophanyl-tRNA aminoacylation
Cellular component (GO): cytoplasm
Molecular function (GO): ATP binding; tryptophan-tRNA ligase activity
Source: RefSeq, a predicted model, not a curated record